UAAUUCAUCAACAGCUGCCCUUGGUCUCCUAUUAGUAUCACUACACAUUAUGUCACUAUUACCUCAACUCUACUCACGACUAACAGAAUACACUCCGGCCACUGUCCUACCUGUCGCCAUCGUCACGUACCUCUGUCUUCUUUUAAUCAGUCGAGUGGAUGUGGGCGGAGUCAAGUUCUCGAUGUUCGUUGUAUUGGUGGGUGUGAUUUUUCAGUGGUACGGAUUGAGGAAGUGGCUGCCUUUGGGUGUUGAGUUAGGCAUAGUAAAGGACAAUAGUCUGCCAGUCGGCAAUGAUGCUAAAAAAAGGCGUCCAUCCUAUACUAUGAUGGUUGGACGGAUGAUAAGAAGACUAUCAACUGUACAGGAGCAAGAGGAGGAUAUAGAGGAGGAGGAGGAGGAGGAGGAAGAGGAGAGAGAGAAUGGAGGAGUAGCAAUGAGUAGUAUUCAUCGGAGGAGGUUAUUAGAACUUCUAAUUGAACAAGAGGCCGAGAUUAGGCAUUUCGAAGUAAAGAAGCUAAGACAAGUAAUUUUGUGCCUUAUUGUAUUGGCUGUGCUGUGUGCUGCUUCAGUGUAAUCAUAAACUUUAUUAUUAUUUAUUUUAUGCAGUAAAAAUCCAACAUUAAGAGAAUAGCAAUUAUUUAUUUUUUGUCACUAUAAUCUUUGUACAAUAGAAAUUUCAUUUUGAUGAUUGAUUAUAAUUUUGCUUUAAAGUUAUCAUUAAAAAAACUCACAAACUUCAUUGGAAACCA
Messenger RNA from Amphimedon queenslandica, 749 nucleotides. RefSeq lists its product as uncharacterized. Lineage: Eukaryota; Metazoa; Porifera; Demospongiae; Haplosclerida; Niphatidae. The record is from RefSeq and is a predicted model, not a curated record. The coding region runs from base 50 to 574 and encodes 174 amino acids. The transcript is spliced from 3 exons.